AUGAAGUUGGCUGAAUUUGGAGUUCGUUAUCAGAACGCAAUACCACCGAUGGAUCUGAUAGAGUACCGAAAUGAGAGACGUGCCAAAUUGCACGAACAAGAAAAGGAACGACAGCGCAUCAGAGAGGAGGAU
Messenger RNA from Anisakis simplex (herring worm), 132 nucleotides. Lineage: Eukaryota; Metazoa; Nematoda; Chromadorea; Rhabditida; Anisakidae. The record is from the annotation of a GenBank genome assembly.